This is a messenger RNA of Colletotrichum spaethianum, 1284 nucleotides long. RefSeq names its product tRNA-dihydrouridine(20a/20b) synthase [NAD(P)+]. The transcript is spliced from 2 exons. The record is from RefSeq and is a predicted model, not a curated record. Gene Ontology annotation, cellular component: cytoplasm. Gene Ontology annotation, biological process: tRNA dihydrouridine synthesis. Gene Ontology annotation, molecular function: flavin adenine dinucleotide binding; tRNA dihydrouridine synthase activity. The coding region runs from base 1 to 1284 and encodes 427 amino acids. Lineage: Eukaryota; Fungi; Ascomycota; Sordariomycetes; Glomerellales; Glomerellaceae.
AUGUCCCUUCGCACGCUGCUCAAGACCAUGGGUUCAGAAAUCAAGAAAGUGCCUAUCCCCCGCCGUGGGGUCGACUAUAGGGGCAAGAUCGUUCUUGCGCCGAUGGUCCGCUCCGGUGAACUUCCUUCUCGCCUCCUGGCUCUGCACUAUGGCGCAGACUUGGUAUGGGGCCCCGAAACCGUUGAUAAGGCCAUGAUCGGCACCACUCGCAGAGUGAAUCCUGUUACGAAGACGAUCGACUGGACCAAGAUCCCCUCCUUCGGGCAGAAGAACCCCCCAAAGACCAUACCCGAGGCCAUGGUCUUCAGUACACACCCGGAGAAAGAGGCGGGCAAGCUGAUCUUUCAGAUUGGAACCGCCGACCCGGACUUGGCAGUGCAAGCGGCCAGACUCGUCGCAGCGGAUGUAGCCGGUAUCGACGUCAAUGCUGGCUGUCCCAAGCCCUUUAGCAUCAGCGGCGGAAUGGGAGCGGCUCUUCUGAAGACACCUGAUAAGCUUUGUGCGAUCUUGGAGGCUUUGGUCGCAAACAUUAUGCCGGAGUUCGAGAUCGGCAUCAGCGUCAAGAUUCGCCUCCUUGAUACCCCAGAACAGACAGAGGCUCUCGUGCGGAAGCUUUGCGCCACCGGCAUUACUGGCCUCACCAUUCACUGCCGAACGACUCCUAUGAGACCCAGAGAGCGAGCGAUCCGUGAACAACUCCGCAUGGUUGCGCAAGUCUGUCACGAAGCUGGCGUUGCUUGCAUCAUGAAUGGCGACGUUGAAAGCCGAGAUCACGCAGUGGACUUGAUCAAGGAAUACGGUGUCGAUGGCGCCAUGAUUGCAACCGCCGCGGAGUCGAACUCAAGUUGCUUCAGGUCAAAAGUUGACGGAGGUCUCGCCACCUGGGAGGAAAUCGCGGCGACUUAUGUCAAGUAUGCUCUGGAAGUCGACAACAAGUACGGCAACACCAAGUAUCUGUUGUGUCAGAUUGUGCCGGGCAAGAGUGCGAUGUAUCAGAAGAUGAACCAGUGCAAGAGCUAUACCCAGAUGUGCCGCGCCCUCGGGCUCGAGGACCUCGUGGAGCUCGCUCAACAGACAGACUUGAACAAGGGCGUUGAUCCGGAAAAGGGGCUAAACAAGGGCGGAAAGAAGAGCAACCCAAGCGCCAUGGCAGCUGGUGGCAAAAUGGCCGAGAGCCGUGCCAACCAGGCCCCUCGCAAUAAGUCUCAACGGGGCGUCAACGCUCCGUCGGAAGUCCCGCCAGCCCAGCCGGUUCAGUCCACUGCUGCCGCCCUCCAGACAUGA